CACCCUGAUGCUGGCAGGGGUCUGGUGCCACUGGGGCACCCUGGUGCUGGUGGAGCGCCAGGCACUGGCAGGUUUUGCGUGCUGGUGCUGACAGGGGUCUGGUGCCAGUGGGGCAGGGGUGGUCAGUGUGGCACCCCACAGACACCAGUGGGGGUCUGGCAGGGUCUGAUCCCAGCUCUCCACAGGGUCCACGCCUUCCUGGAGCAGUGGGGCCUCAUCAACUACCAGGUGGACGCCGAGAGCCGGCCCACCCCCAUGGGCCCCCCGCCCACCUCCCACUUCCACGUGCUGGCCGACACUCCCUCGGGGCUGGUGCCGCUGCAGCCCAAGACGCCCCAGGGCCGGCAGAGCGACGGCGACGCCAAGACCGGCCGCAAGAGCAAAGAGAUCGAAGAGCUCGUCAGCGAGACGGUGAAGGGGAAGCCGGAGCUGCAGCCGACCUCGGCCUCGCAGCAGAUGCUGAACUUCCCGGACAAGGGCAAGGAGAAGCCGGCCGACAUGCAGAACUUCGGCCUCCGCACCGACAUGUACACCAAGAAGAACGUCCCCUCCAAGAGCAAAGCCGCUGCCAGCGCCACGCGGGAGUGGACGGAGCAGGAGACGCUGCUGCUGCUGGAGGCCCUGGAGAUGUACAAGGACGACUGGAACAAGGUGUCCGAGCACGUGGGCAGCCGGACACAGGACGAGUGCAUCCUGCACUUCCUGCGGCUCCCCAUCGAGGAUCCCUACCUGGAGGACUCGGAGGCGUCGCUGGGACCACUGGCCUACCAGCCCAUCCCCUUCAGCCAGUCGGGCAACCCUGUCAUGAGCACCGUGGCCUUCCUGGCCUCCGUCGUCGACCCCCGCGUCGCCUCCGCCGCCGCCAAAUCGGCUCUGGAGGAAUUCUCCAAGAUGAAGGAGGAGGUGCCCACGGCGCUGGUGGAGGCCCACGUGCGCAAGGUGGAGGAGGCGGCCAAGGUGACGGGCAAGGCCGACCCCGCGUUCGGGCUGGAGAGCAGCGGCAUCGCCGGCACCACCUCGGACGAGCCGGAGCGGAUCGAGGAGAGCGGGGCGGAGGAGGCGCGGGCCGACGCGCAGCCGGCCGAGGAGAAGAAGGAGGCGAAGGAGCCCAGGGACGGCACCACCGAGGAGGAGGCAAAGGAGAAGCCUGGGGAAACACCCAAGAAGGAGGAAGAGAAGGGGAAGGAGGUGGAGGGCGAGAAGGAGCCCGACAAGGGUGACAGCGAUGGUGCAGGAGAGCCAGAGAAGGAGAAGGAGGUGAAGGAGGGGCCAGAUGAGGCACCCAAGGAGCCUCCGGAGCCUGAGGCCGAGCGCAAGGCCAAGGUGGAGCGGGACAUCGGCGAGGGGAACCUCUCCACCGCCGCCGCCGCCGCGCUGGCCGCCGCUGCCGUGAAGGCUAAGCACUUGGCGGCCGUGGAGGAGCGGAAGAUCAAGUCCCUCGUGGCGCUGCUGGUGGAGACGCAGAUGAAGAAGCUGGAGAUCAAACUGCGGCACUUCGAGGAGCUGGAGACCAUCAUGGACCGGGAGCGCGAGGCCCUGGAGUACCAGCGGCAGCAGCUGCUGGCGGACCGCCAGGCCUUCCACAUGGAGCAGCUGAAGUACGCGGAGAUGCGCGCGCGGCAGCAGCACUUCCAGCACCUGCAGCAGCAGCAGCAGCAGCAGCCGCCCCCGCUGCCCCCGGGGGCUCAGCCCCUGCCCGCCGCCGGAGCCCCCCUGGCCCCCGCCGCCCACCCGUUGGCCGCGCCGCCCACCCCGGCCAUGGUGGGCCCCCCCGAGCCCGUGGGGCAGCCGCUGCCCGGGGCCCCCCCGCCGCAGCCGCCCCCGCCACCGGGAGCCCCGAACGUCCCCCACGCCCCGGCGCCGUUCCCCGGGCAGCAGCCGCCGUCCCAGAGCCUGGCGGGGACCCUCGGUGGCAGCGGCCACCCCGCCGUGCCCGGUAAUGCUCCCGCGGCCCUGCCCUUCGGAUUGCCUCCAUCCGCCAUCCCAUUGAGCAUGGCUAACCCCCCCGCCGACCCCCUGGGCGCCUCCUUCCCCGCUAACCCGCCCCCCCUCCCGCUGCAUGGGGCCCUGGCCAGCAGCAUGCCGGGGGGCGGGGGGCUGCCCCCCAACUCCCACCCACCCGGCCUGGCCCUGCCGCACCUCGCGGGGGGCUCGGCCGCCGCGCACAGCCCCGCCAUCGUGGCCGCCGUGCAGGGAAGCCUCCUUCCCAACCCCGGCCUCCUCGCAGACCAAGGCCCCCCCCUGCAGACGGACCCCAUCGCACCCACCCCCAGCACGGCCACGCCCGUGCCCCCCACGCAGUGAGCCCCGGCCGGGGCCCAGGACGCCGCAGCCCCCCCAGACCGGCCCCUCCCGCCCCUGCAAGGCACCCCAAAGGACCCCCUGCCCACCUCGACCGCCCUCCCUCCCCCCCAGCUUUGGUAUUUUUUUAUGAUUGUCCCAGAUUUUAUUUAAGUGUUGGUCUCCCGGGGGGGGCUGGGACCCUGCUCCCCCCCGGCUAUUUAUGAGACAGCUCCGAUCCCACCUGGCACAUGGGCAUUUCCCCCCCCCAAAACCAACCCCAACACCCACCCAGCUCCUUCUCCUCCUCCCCUUUUUGUUUUUUGGUUUUUUGGUUUUUUUUUUUUCUUUUCUUUUUUUAAAAAACCAAUAAAAAUAAAAUUCCAAGUCCCUGGGGCGGGAAGAAACA
This is a messenger RNA of Pipra filicauda (Wire-tailed manakin), 2689 nucleotides long. RefSeq names its product SWI/SNF related, matrix associated, actin dependent regulator of chromatin subfamily c member 2 (gene SMARCC2). The annotation marks the transcript as partial. The record is from RefSeq and is a predicted model, not a curated record. Lineage: Eukaryota; Metazoa; Chordata; Aves; Passeriformes; Pipridae. Gene Ontology annotation, molecular function: nucleosomal DNA binding; histone binding. Gene Ontology annotation, cellular component: SWI/SNF complex; nBAF complex; npBAF complex. The transcript is spliced from 13 exons. Gene Ontology annotation, biological process: positive regulation of DNA-templated transcription.